Messenger RNA from Toxorhynchites rutilus septentrionalis, 2905 nucleotides. RefSeq names its product TBC domain-containing protein kinase-like protein. Gene Ontology annotation, biological process: protein phosphorylation; activation of GTPase activity. The transcript is spliced from 4 exons. Gene Ontology annotation, molecular function: ATP binding; GTPase activator activity; protein kinase activity. NCBI's taxonomy places the organism in Eukaryota, Metazoa, Arthropoda, Insecta, Diptera, Culicidae. The record is from RefSeq and is a predicted model, not a curated record. Bases 102 to 2693 code for a protein of 863 amino acids.
AACAAUUUUCUUAUCAGUAGCCGGAACGUAAACAGUGUCGAUUUUGGGUGUUUAUUUGCAUAACAGGCAGAAACCGUUCGUGGUAUUCCCGUUCCGUGGUAAUGCGGAUAACAACGUCCCCGGGCGAGCAGCGAUUCGAGCAUAAUCGUAGCAGCAGUGUGUUCUGUCGUGGCAAUUCUCUGGUGAUGGGUCCCGCCGCAAAGCUCAACUACCGCAUUUCGGUGUCAACAUUUUUCGCCAAAUCUCACCCGAGUGACGAAUGCUGCGGAAGCAACGGACUUCCGCUGACGCCCAAUUCGAUCGGGAUCUUUGGACGAUCGCAGGUGCUGAAAAGUGACACGAUGAAACACGUAAAUCUGUGCGAAUAUUUAGAUGUGAUCAGGGGGAAGCAUGAGCGGACCAUAAUAGUGCAAGAAUUCGCCGGAAGCACCUUGACGGAGACGUUCAUUGGAGAGAAUAACAAGCAGGAGAUUCUGCUUAGGAUUGGUUAUCAGGUUCUGCGAGCGCUGUGUCACUUGAAUGGGAAUGGACUGGUUUGUCGAAACCUGGAACCGGCUAAUAUACUCAUCAGUAGAGAUUUUAACGUGAAGUUGUAUAAUUAUGGUUUAUAUUACAUGACAUACGAAGGAAAGUGCGUAUCGUUUCCGAUUGGAAAUGUUAGAUAUCUCGCUCCAGAAGUACUGCUGGGCUCCCGAGAGAACAUCAAAAGUGACGUUUGGUCCCUUGGAAUGAUCUUGGCUGAAAUAGCAUUGGGCUGUAAGCUGUGGGAUUCCCUGAAAUUAUCGCAAGUGUCUCGUAAAGUGCUCAGUUUGACUAAGAUUGGUAAUGUUUUUGAAAAACUUGCCCGAGAGCACAAACAGAUUGAACUCUAUGAAUCGUUGGAUCAGCCGCUCAGAAAAAUAAUAGAAGAAUGUCUUACCGUACCGGUGAGAAGUCGUCCACGAGCGAAAGAUAUUUUGCAGAAUGAGGCAUUCGAUCAUCUUCGCAAUGAAAGCUUUGCUCCGUCUGAUGCUACGGGAAUGACCCUACUUGAGAAACAUUGCGACAAUUUGGCGGAGAUUUACUAUCUUUGGCAGUUGGCUGGUGGAGACGUUCAGCAGGAAUUGAAGAAAGAAGGGUUGAUCAAAAGUGAGGCUCCAAUACUAUCCCUACCAAACUUAGUUCUUCUGAAUGGAAAAUCAAUUUCGCCGCCAAAGAGUCAAAGUUUCCUGCAUGACAGUCGAAUCAUUUUCCUUAACUUCAACAUUCUCUUGGAGCGUCUCUCGGAUAUUCCUGAGGAAGAUUAUCUACCGUUGAUAUAUUCUACGAAUGCUUACUUAGAAUCUCCCAUCUUCAAGACUGACCUUCCGCUGGUAAUCCGAGAACGUGACACGGUGUACCAGUUUUAUCGCAUUAUGCUGCUGAAAACCCUGCUCCAGGGCUAUCCAUACACUCAAGAUUUGCUGAAAAGCUUCGCCAGCAAGGAUAUUCCGCCACCAUUCCGUGGCCACGUCUGGGCCUGUCUGCUUGGCGUGGUGGAAAAUGGUCUCUACGAGCAGUUGGACAAGUGCUCUCCAACUCACACCGAUCGGCAGAUUGAGGUGGACAUUCCCCGCUGUCAUCAGUACAACGAACUGCUCUCGUCCCAGGAGGGACACACCAAGCUGAAGAGGCUGCUCAAGGCGUGGGUCACCGCCCACCCGCAGUACGUAUACUGGCAGGGGCUGGAUUCACUGACCGCUCCGUUCCUGUAUCUCAACUUCAACAACGAAGAACGGGCGUUUUUGAGCUUGUACAAAUUCAUCCCCAAGUACUUGCAUCUGUUCUUCCUCAAGGACAACUCAUCGAUCAUCAAGGAGUACUUGGUGAAGUUUUUCCAGCUGAUAUUUUUCCACGAACCGAUGCUGGCCAAACAUCUGCACGGGAUCAAUUUCAUACCGGAACUGUAUGCUAUACCGUGGUUUUUAACCAUGUUCAGCCACGUUUUCCCGCUGCACAAGAUCUUCCACCUGUGGGAUAAACUCAUUCUCGGCGACAGCUCGUAUCCACUGUUCAUCGGAAUUGCAAUUCUCAAGCAGUUGAAGAAUACACUUCUCAAGUCGGGCUUCAACGAGUGUAUUCUGUUGUUCAGCGACCUUCCGGACAUUGUGAUGGAAACGUGCGUAAAUGAUUCCGAAUCUAUGUAUCAGUUUACGCCCAGCAGCAUCUCGUUUCGGAAGUAUGCAAUGAGUGAAGAUGGACCGGGCGAGUUCGAUCUCAAAUAUUCGGAUGAGGACCAUCGUGAGGUUCAAACCGAACUGUACCCCCGCGUUAGUGUGUAUGAUCUGAUUCGAUUGUUGCGGGACCGCCCCUCACAAGUCGCAAUGCUUGAUCUUCGGAGCAAUCUCGAGUACAAGAAAAUGGCAAUCGAGAACAGUGUCAACAUUCCAUUCAGCUCCGUCUCGCUGAAGGAAUCCCGUUUGAAUGGUCUCAACAUUCCCCGAUUAGAGGACUACCUGCGGAAGAAAAUUGUCGUUAUUAUCAGCACGUCACAUGAAAACGCAAUGCUUUUCGCGAAAUUUCUAGUCGACUGCAACGUUCCUUAUGUGUGCGUUCUGAAUAGAGGUUUCGAAUCGGUGUAUCGAACCGACAACAAACUGGUGUUGCAAACAUUCGACUACAUUACUACAUUGGCAAAAAGUGUACCGAAUAUCUCCAACUACGUAGAUUCGUAGAGGUCGUAACGAUUUCUAGUAUGUCACAUGUGAUAUAUCCUUCUUAGUUAUACAACGAAUUUAAUGUCAUUUUUUUCAAUCAAACUUUACCAGUUUAAAUUGCUUGAACUUUUUUAUAGUAUUAUUAUUGUGUAUAAUCAUGUGUUAUUGAAAUGUUUCGCCUUCGUUAAUUAUCUGUUGCUUUACAUGCCCAAAUAAAUCCUAGUUACUCC